GGCCGCGCGCCGGGCCAGGCGGCAGGCGCGCGCUGAUUGGACGGCGCUCCCCGCGGCGCGGGCCCGCAACCGGGCGUCCCGCACAGCCCAAGCCAGCCGCCGCCGCACCCAGCCGCGCCGGCGAGGACAUGGGCAGCCGCCGCGCGCCCGCCCCCUGCGCCGUUGAAACUGCUUUCCUUUUGGGCUCCUGCAGAGGUGUCCUGGUUGCAGAACCGAGGCCUGUUCACUGUCUCUCUCCUCCUUAAGUUCUGCCCUGUGCCUGCUGCCAUCAGUUAUCCCCUCCCGAGUCUCUUUCGUUCCUUGUCUCCAUGACGCUGGUUACCCAGGUGCAACUCAGAACCUCCUUCUUGCUCCUGACUGCUCAAGAUGUGAAUUAUUAAAAAGAAAAUGGCCCAAAGGAGCACUGUAUUUCCUUCUCUUGUCACCGAGGAAAGGUAUAAUAUAUGGAAAAUAUGCAUCUAAGGCGAGUUAGAACCAUGCCCAGACACAGCCAGUCCCUGACCAUGGCACCCUACUCAUCAGUAAGCCUAGUGGAGCAGCUGGAAGAUAGGAUCCUCUGCCAUGAGAAAACCACUGCUGCCCUGGUGGAGCAUGCCUUCCGGAUUAAAGACGACAUCGUCAACAGUUUGCAGAAAAUGCAAAACAAAGGGGGAGGCGACCGCUUGGCUAGGCUCUUCUUGGAGGAGCACAUCAGAAACAUAACUGCCAUAGUGAAGCAACUUAAUCGCGAUAUCGAGGUACUGCAGGAGCAGAUCCGUGCCCGGGACAACAUUAGCUACGGAACUAAUUCUGCCUUAAAGACUCUGGAGAUGCGUCAGCUCUCCGGUUUGGGAGAUCUUCGGGGAAGAGUGGCAAGAUGCGACGCCAGCAUAGCCAGACUCUCUGCAGAGCACAAGACGACCUACGAGGGUCUCCAGCACUUGAACAAAGAACAGCAAGCUGCCAAACUUAUCUUGGAAACAAAAAUCAAAGAUGCAGAGGGACAGAUUUCUCAGCUUUUGAACAGAGUGGACUUGUCAAUAUCAGAGCAAAGCACCAAACUGAAGAUGUCUCACAGAGAUAGUAACCACCAGCUUCAGCUUUUGGAUACUAAAUUUAAAGGUACAGUUGAGGAACUCAGUAAUGAGAUUUUAUCUGCACGGAAUUGGUUGCAACAGGAACAAGAACGGAUAGAAAAAGAACUUUUACAGAAAAUUGAUCAGCUUUCCUUGAUUGUUAAAGAAAACAGUGGAGCCAGUGAAAGGGACGUGGAAAAGAAACUCAGCCAGAUGUCAGCCAGACUUGACAAAAUAGAAGAGAGUCAAAAGAAGACUAUGGAAGUGCAGAGAACAAAACAAGAAGAGGAGAAGGUGCAUGGGCGAAUCACCAAGCUGGAAUUACAGAUGAACGAGGACAUGAAGGAAAUGAAAGCAGAAGUUGAUGCUGGGUUUACAGCCAUCUAUGAAAGCAUAGGAUCCCUCAGGCAAGUUCUUGAAGCCAGGAUGAAGCUGGACAAGGACCAGCUACAGAAGCAGAUCCAGCAGGUGCAGAAGCCAGAAGCUCCCCUGUGAAGGGGGCAACGAGGACCUUGGAGGUGGUUUUGCCGGUGGGACUGGGAGCCCGAUGCCUCCGUGGUGAGGCCGCCGCUGCAUUCAGGAUGGCUCUCGCCAUGGCGUGCAUGUGCCAGGAAAUGUGUUUUCAUGGGUCUUAAUGUUUGCCUUGAGUCUUGAAAACACUCUUUCUUUAAAAGUAUUAAAAACGGUUUUUACCACUUUAUUCCACUUCUCUAAAUUCAAUGGAAUCACCCCCCUGCCCCGCCCCACCCCCGACCAGCCCUGGAUUUUGAAAGGCUUCUAUCCCCUUCGUUUUAUGAAUGAAAAGACUUAACAAUUUUCCUUCAAUGCUUGACGCUCUAGCCAAGACUUGACUAUUUUGAAAUAAUGUCAUGGUGAUUUUUUAAAUUAAGAAAAUAAUGAAUUGUCACAGGAAUGUGUUGCUCCUUACCCUAAAUUAAGAGAAUGUCCGGCUAGAUUAAAAUUCAACCUUUGAGUCCA
Molecule: messenger RNA, 2033 nt
Organism: Manis pentadactyla (Chinese pangolin)
Lineage: Eukaryota; Metazoa; Chordata; Mammalia; Pholidota; Manidae
Gene: FAM81A
Product: family with sequence similarity 81 member A
Exons: 10
Coding region: 444-1550 (368 amino acids)
Source: RefSeq, a predicted model, not a curated record